CCAAACGGCUAGCGCUGCGUGAGGUAUGCAUACCAGGGUCAUAUGCAAUAUGCGCAAAGCUUUCCGCAAGACUUACAUAUGGAAUUAGAUCUGUCAAUCACCCGCCACCGAUUCGUGAGAAGUUGCCUGUAGACUUUGCCCACCAUGUUAUCGAACCCGCACCGAAAUCUUCAGGAACGACAGCGACAACAUCGGCGGCAGAUUUCAACACCAUCCGCCCUUGAUGCCGCCAAAGUUCCCAGUCUUCCUGCGCAGGCAAUGCACCGAUAUCGUGCUCAUCGUCGUGGCCAAAGUUUGGACCAGAGAUCUCUGCAUAUUCAACAAUCGCAACCCGUACAAGAUGGUAACAUUACGCAUACUAACUUAGCAGUACCACAACAGUCGCAAUUGCUAGGCGGAGUGCAAGAGCAACAAUAUACUCGCUCGGCGCAACCGACAUCCUUGCCCAUGAUGCCGGAGUGUCAGGCUUUCAGCCAUGAGAAUUUGCAACCCCAGCCAGGAAUGGGAUACAUGAACCCAGCCUUCGCCAAGAUCGAAACGUCGGGGCUGGAAAGCCGGCCGAUGAAUCUCCAUCUCAAUCUCAUCCAACAACAACAGUUGCAACAAGCACAGCUCCUAGAUAAUGGCGCUUGGGAUUUCUAUACACAUGAAAACCUCACAACGGCAUUUUCGCCCCAAGCCAACGUAAUGCCUGCAGAUAUGAGACGACUAUCAGUACAAUCGGAUGCCAGUCCCGCGCGUGGACCGCAUACGCCGAAACCUACGCACUACCUUCCCAUCACCCCUGCGACAACACCAUUCAAGAAAACAGUGGAUCUUGCGCAGUAUGGUGGCGACAUGCAGACUACUCCCACCAAGGAGCAAAGAUUGUCUGUUCCCAGUUCGGCCCAGCCGUCGUACAUGCAACGUGCCAAGUCUCUUCAAGGAGUGGCUGGGACGACAUUCUCCCAGCAAAAGAUGGAUAUGCCCUCUCCCCCAAAUACAGCAUCAUAUGAAGUGGACAAUUUUGAUGUGUUUAACUGUCAGCAGGGUUCCAGUUUCGAAGUUCCAAAGUCUGAAAGAUUUUCAUCUAACCAUUCUUCAUCAUCAGCAACGUCAUCUUUCAACUCCUCGCCAGAAAUCGCCUCCAUGCCACACCUUCAAGACGGUGAUAAGGCGCAGAAAGUUCCAAUCUAUCCUGCAACGCCUAGCCGUAUGACCCCAAAGAAAACGCCAAGUGCACCACCUAGCGUCAUAGCCAAGCCAAAGCUUUCUCCACGGGUAGCAUCCAUCGACAGCCUCAACCUGGACGCGAGAGUCCAUGCUUCCAUCAAACAAACGGGCGUCACUAUUGACGAGAUAGCGUCAUACAUCGAUGGCCCUGACCCAGAGGAUGGAAAGUGGGUAUGCCUACAUCCAGGUUGCGAACGCCGCUUUGGAAGGAAAGAGAACAUCAAAUCUCAUGUACAAACCCACCUUGGAGACCGUCAGUACAAGUGUGAUCAUUGCGAGAAAUGCUUUGUCCGUGGACAUGAUCUCAAGCGCCACGCCAAAAUUCACACCGGAGAUAAACCGUACGAAUGCCUCUGUGGGAAUGUAUUUGCCCGACAUGACGCCUUAACUCGGCAUCGGCAACGAGGCAUGUGCAUUGGCGGCUACAAGGGAAUUGUGCGCAAGACCACGAAGCGUGGUCGCCCGAGAAAGCACCGGCCCGAGAUGGAUGAUAGACAGGACAAGGCCUCGAGAACACGCCAGAGGAUUGCCGAAAAGACAUCGUUUGACUCCUCUGGAUCGGACACUUCGCGCAAUUCACCACCCUCAGAUGUCUUCGAAAGCAUGAGCCUUCACGGUUCUAGCCCGGUGGGGGACAUGCCCAUGUUCGGUAAUGUGAAUUAUUCAUUGCCUCCUGAAGUUUUGACUUUCACACCUCCCGCCUCGCCUGGGGGCAGCAUAAGAAACAAGUCAACGCCUGCCCACAGUGAACGGUCAAUUACACCCAGCACAGAGGACGAAAUGCCACCUUUGUCUCCAUCGAAGCGGCCCUUGGAAAAGAUUAUCGAGGAGUCGGGGCUACCUCUCAUUUCAGACACUGAACCCUAUCCAUACACAAAUGCUACAAGCUCAGCUAACCAUCACGCUUUGUCUUCUCCUCACACGGUACCCACUCUGACCGAUUCAUCAAACGGCUCAGAUCUGGACAUUUUCAUUAAUCAAGAUCCGUCUGUCAGCUUCAGCAAGCACGAGUUCCCAGGUCUGACUGACCCUGACAUGGCUGCAUUCCCUGACUACGUGAACGCUCCUGCUUUCGACAAUGGCAUGGACUUGUUCCCAGGCAAAGGCUUCUCUACCGGCCCAUCAAUGGGUGACGAUUUUUUUUCUUUCCAAUUCCAGAUGGACGAGCAGCCAUCGGACGCUAUGACAAGAGAAUUCUUCUUGGAGUGAGACACUCGGGUAUAACAACUCAUAGACAUGAAAACGACGCGACGACCCUCGAAUAAUGGUGAAAAUGAACAAAACUUCAUGACUAAGGACUUAGACGACCGGAAACCAUGCACAUGACACAUGAAUUCUCAAGAAUAAGACGACAAGAAAUUAUGUACAAUUUUACGACUCAAUAUCUUUCAACGACCAACUAGCUUCCACUAUCAAUGACACCUGUGACAAAAUCUUUCGGGCAUUUUUAUCUUCUUUCUUUGCGAACUUCUCAGCGACACAUGUACGACAACUUCUGGGACUUGCGGGAAGGACUUUUUGACAAAUUUACACGGAGUUCUGCAGGCCAAUCUUUCAUUUGUUUUACGCUUUUAUGCUUUAUAUUCGCUCCUUUCUAUUCACGAGUUUAUAUGACGUUCAUGUGAUUUGCUUUGAAAGACUGUAUUAAAUGGAUAUGAACUGCGUUUUCUUUUGGCAUGGGACGUCUAUUGGAUACAUUCAUGCCCACCUGUACUCUAACCCUGCAAUAGAUCCACUGGGAUAAUUAACUACAAAAAAA
Messenger RNA from Aspergillus alliaceus, 2971 nucleotides. It is a transcript of the gene ace2, whose product is annotated as putative C2H2 transcription factor (Swi5). Lineage: Eukaryota; Fungi; Ascomycota; Eurotiomycetes; Eurotiales; Aspergillaceae. The record is from RefSeq and is a predicted model, not a curated record. Gene Ontology annotation, cellular component: nucleus. Gene Ontology annotation, biological process: regulation of transcription by RNA polymerase II. Bases 145 to 2421 code for a protein of 758 amino acids. The transcript has 2 exons. Gene Ontology annotation, molecular function: DNA-binding transcription factor activity, RNA polymerase II-specific; RNA polymerase II cis-regulatory region sequence-specific DNA binding.